UUAACCCCUUGGGCUUUGGGAGCAGAGGGGAAGGCUAGUCAUGGUCCACUGCUCGCAAUUUGGGGGCUAGGGGGAGACUCGUCAGCCCCUUGCACUUUGGGAGCAUGGAGGGAGAGGGAAGGCUGGUUGUCCCCUUGCCCUUUGGGUGUGUGUGGUGGGGGAGGCCGGUCGGCCCCUUUUGCUGUUUCCUGACAGAUUCUCCAGUACUGAGAGCGGGGAGGGGCGACAGCCCGCUGCCCCGGCAGCGCUUUCCCGCCCUUUCCCUGAGGUGGGUGACCGUUGGGCCCAACAGGUGGAAGGGGCGCGCGCAAAUCAUCCCCUCAGCCCUUAGCGCGCGCCCCUCCCCCGGUUUCCCGCCCCUCGCGGACAGUGCGCAAGCGGGCGGGGGCGGGGUCUGGCCGAGCCUCGCCCGCGCCUUGGUAACGGGACGUGGGCGGUGUAAACAAAGGGGAGACACCCCUCCCCUCCCCUCCCCCCCUCGGAGGAGGCCACGCCCGCUGGCUGCCUCGCCUGGCCCCGGCGGGGAGCGCGAGCCGGCCCCGGGUCCGGCCAGCCGUGCUGCCACGCGCUCCGGGCUGCAGCCCGUGCAGGAGAGGCGGUGUGUUUGCACGCGCGAUGGGGGUGUGGGGCGUGUUCCCUGGCCAUGGGGGUUGCAGCCCUGCGCCCGGGCAGGCGUGCACCGUCGCUCCCAGCCCACGGGUUGGCAAUCGGGCUGCUCAACGGUGCGAGGCUAAAGGUUACGAGGCUGCAGGGCUGGUUUGGGGCUUGGGUGUAAGGUGGACGUGACGUCCCCUGUGCGGCUCCGGGAUUGUGAGGGGCGCUCCCGGCUGGGGGACGAGUGCGAGGCCUGGCUAGACAGCACGGCAGGCUACCCUCGCUCGCCUUUCUGCAAGGAGAAAAUAAAUCACAGAAGCGUAGGGCUGGAAGGGUCCUCAAGAGGGCAUCUAGUCCGUCCCUGCUGAGCUGAGGCAAGACUCAGUGCACCUCGACCACCCCUGCCUGGGCUUAAAAUCCUCCAGUGAUCACCUGUUCCAAUGCUGCUUAACUUCCUUGGACACGACGGUGCAUUGCGGAUCAUGUGUGAGAAAGUUUCCUCGGCGAUCGAAUUCUCCUGUUUCUUCUUCCCCUGCUUUGCAGCAGUGAGAUACUGUGGUGAUAAGAGCUUAAGAAAUACCUGAGAGAGAAUGUUUCCUUCCCUCUCCAAUCAAAAAUGCAAUUUUGAAACUGCAGGAACUGAGGUUGAUUUUUAAGGGGAAAGGUUUUUAAUUAUAAACUGCAGUAAUUUAACAGAACUAUUGCACAUCUACCACCACUAGGUUCUUUCCCAGUUUGCUAUCUGUGUAACACAGUGAGCUGCAAUUUAGGUCUCUUCCCUCACCCUCUUUCUUAACUCAUUGCACUUCUGAUAUUCAGAUGGUCUCUAACAACACAGGAGAACUCUUGUCUCAGAGCAAAGCUGGAAAUCUUUAGCAGACUAUGGAGUCAUGAACAACUGGUGUAGAUGAUUCAACAGAUCUGUUCUUGCCAUUUACAAUUAAAACAGUUCUAGCCUACUGUAGUUAUUUGUACAAGAUAGAAGCUUUUUUCAGUGGAGCUCAUUUUAUUACCUGUUCUAUUUCCUUUUUGUAAAUGGGCAUAGGGAUGAGGGGGAAUAGAGAGCAAUACUGUGAUAUCUGCAUAGCAUGUAACCCUUUGCAUGAUUUGUAUAUUGCAGGGUCUGUCUUCAGGGCUUCAUGCUGAGUCCAUCAGUGCAGGUCAAUAAAAGGACUUCCCAUGACAGGUAAAGGUGGCAAAUCCAAACGCAGCAAAUCUAAAGGCUCCAGGAAGAAAACAAAGAAGCCAGUGAGCGAAGUGGAUAUCCUUAGCCCAGCUGCCAUGCUCAAUGCCUACUACAUUUCUCACAAUGCUGCUGCCUGCCUGGAGUUCCGUGGCUUUAACUGGCCUGACUCCCCCAAAAAGAAAGGGAAGAAAGGAAAGUAGUAAUCAGAUGGAUGGAAGGCAAGGGAUCCAUGAUACAUCAAGCUUCACCACGAAAAGGAGAACCCUUGUUAAGGAUUGAAAGCAAACUGAUCACUCAGGUUUUUAACUCCUAAGGUUUGCCAUAAUCACUGUGAAGGCCAGUACUUAAGACACUCUUGUUAUGAUUCGAGCAUAAGAUAGUAAAUGUUAAUUUAAGUGUAAUACUAACCAUGGCCGUUCGCCUGCUAAUUCUGGCUGCAAAUAAAACAUUGCACCUCUGUGAGCAAUUCUAAUGAUGUGUG
Molecule: messenger RNA, 2261 nt
Organism: Dermochelys coriacea (leatherback sea turtle)
Lineage: Eukaryota; Metazoa; Chordata; Testudines; Dermochelyidae
Gene: SMKR1
Product: small lysine rich protein 1
Exons: 2
Coding region: 1774-1980 (68 amino acids)
Source: RefSeq, a predicted model, not a curated record